AUCCUGUUGCCGUCGCCACCGCCACGUUCCCUAAGCUUUCACCCACCUUAGUGCCCGCCGGCCCCCAACCACCACGCUUACUUACCUUACCCGCCACAUACAAAGUCACAAACACGCACACCUCGACCAGGAUCGGCUUGGUUUGGUAGUCACUUCCCUUCGCCACCACGUUGAUAUCCUCUCUGCUCGAUCGAUCUUCACUAGCCACCAGCGAUGGCGCCCCGGUUCCUGGCGUGCUUCGGCAGCAGGGGCGGCAGCGCGACGGCCUCUGCGCCGGACAACCCUGCGGAGCAGGCCGAUGAUCAGCAGCAGCAGCUGCCCCCGGGGCCGGUGCUGGUGGAGCUCUUCUCCUCGCAGGGGUGCGGGGCGUCACCCGAGGCGGACGCCGUGGCGGCGCGGCUGGCGCAGGACGCGGCGGAGGAGGGCGGCGCCGGCGAGCGCGCGGUGGUCGUGCUCGGGUUCCACGUGGACUACUGGGACUACCGCGGCUGGAAGGACCCGUUCGCGUCCAGCGCCUGGACGGUUCGGCAGAAGGCCUACGUGGAGGCGCUCCAACUCGACACGCUCUUCACCCCGCAGGUCGUCGUCCAGGGCCGCGCCCACUGCGUCGGCACCGAGCAGGACAAGCUCGCCCAGGCCGUCCGCGACGCGCCUCGUUACCCAUCCCCCGCCAUGAAGGUGACGUUCCAGAGGCCGAACCCGGGCACGCUGCAGGCGACGUUCAAGGGCGCGCUCAGGGCGCGCGUGGACGGCGGCGACGGGAGCGUGCUGGUGGCGCUGUACGAGAGCGGCGUGGUCACGGACUGCGGGCGCGGCGAGAACAAGGGGAAGUCGCUGCUCAACGACCACGUGGUGCGCCGGCUGGAGAAGGUGGCCGCGGUGCGGGACGGCGCCUCCGCGAAGAAGACCGUGUCCGGGUCCGUCCAGUUCCCGCUGUGGGACGGCUUCCGGGCCACCAAGUGCGGCCUCGUCCUCUUCGUCCAGAACGCCAAGCUGCACGUGCUCGGCGUCCAGCACUUCGACCUGCCCGACAACGUCUGAGUGGAUGGACUGCCCAGCACGAUCGAACUUGCAUGUGUAUGCAUGUACUGUAAACAUUCUUUGUAGAGUUUGAUUGGCGUACGUGAUGUGUUAUUGGAAGGUGGAAACUAUCAAGAGGAGGAAAGGGAAUUCCGGAUUGCAACCUACCGUGCAACUUUGUACUAAAUCUAAGAUGUUUAUUAUUGAUCGGAGGAAUUAAAUCUAAUACGUUUAUUAUGGAUCGGA
Messenger RNA from Brachypodium distachyon (stiff brome), 1266 nucleotides. RefSeq lists its product as uncharacterized. Lineage: Eukaryota; Viridiplantae; Streptophyta; Magnoliopsida; Poales; Poaceae. The record is from RefSeq and is a predicted model, not a curated record. Bases 214 to 1041 code for a protein of 275 amino acids. The transcript has 2 exons.